Molecule: messenger RNA, 862 nt
Organism: Diospyros lotus (date-plum)
Lineage: Eukaryota; Viridiplantae; Streptophyta; Magnoliopsida; Ericales; Ebenaceae
Product: glutathione S-transferase-like
Exons: 3
Coding region: 52-687 (211 amino acids)
Cellular component (GO): cytoplasm
Molecular function (GO): glutathione binding; glutathione transferase activity
Source: RefSeq, a predicted model, not a curated record
UCCCUCAUCACACUCAACCCCUCUCUCCCCUACAUCUCGGACUCGCCCACCAUGAAGGUCCACGGAGCCGUCUUGUCCACUGCGACGCAGCGAGUCCUCGCUACCCUCUACGAGAAAGACCUCGAUUUCGAGUUCCUUCCCGUCGACCUGCGAUCCGGCGCCCACAAGCAAGAGCCUUUCCUCUCCCUCAACCCAUUUGGCCAAGUGCCGGCUUUUGAAGACGGAGAUUUGAAGCUCUUCGAGUCGAGGGCGAUUACGCAGUACAUAGUGCAUACUUAUGCCGACAAAGGGAACCAGCUGAUAUACCAGGAGGCGAAGAAGAUGGCGAUCAUGGCGGUGUGGAUGGAGGCGGAGGCUCACCAGUUUGACCCAGCGGCUUCGAAGCUGGUUUGGGAGCUUGUGUUCAAGCCGCUGUUCGGCAGGGAAGUGGACGGCGCGGUGGUGGAAGAGAACGAGGCUAAGCUGGGGAAGGUUCUGGACAUCUACGAGGCUCGGCUGGCUCAGUCCAAGUACUUGGGCGGAGACAGCUUCAGCUUAGCGGAUCUCCACCACCUCCCCAAUAUUCAUUGCUUGAUGGGUACUCAGUCCAAGAAGUUAUUUGAUUCGCGCCCCAAAGUGAGCGCCUGGUGCGCCGACAUCCUCGCAAGGCCGGCUUGGUGCAAGGUCCUUGCCAUGCGAAACAACUAGGUCUUUCAAGUCCUCGCAGUAUUCUAUCUACUUGGCUACUACUGCCCUGUAUUGGGUUUCCUCUCCUGUCUCUCCUUUGUUUCUAGUGUUCUGUUUUCCAUCCUUUUAUUGGAUGAGAAAUUGUAACCCGUCCGAUCUAUGUGAGUUUGAAAUAUCAUGGUAUGUUAAAAGGUCA